This is a messenger RNA of Botrytis porri, 735 nucleotides long. RefSeq lists its product as uncharacterized. The record is from RefSeq and is a predicted model, not a curated record. Bases 1 to 735 code for a protein of 244 amino acids. NCBI's taxonomy places the organism in Eukaryota, Fungi, Ascomycota, Leotiomycetes, Helotiales, Sclerotiniaceae. The transcript has 3 exons.
AUGUCGGCGAGAGGAACUAUACAACGAAGUCCCACAUCACGAGAAUAUGCUUCUGAGAUAGAGAAGUUAUAUGGCGAUGCUGAUAAGAUGUCUGCAUACAGUGCAGAUCGAACGUCCUCUGCCCGUUCCCGCCGUCAAGAAAAGUAUAAGAACAACAACGAAUCCACAGAUUUCUCAACCUCUAAAGUUACGUACCUCAAGAUAGAUCUCUCUAAAUCCGGUUUGGAAGUCGAUAACGAAACAUGCAAACGAAUUCAAAGUUCUGCAGCAGAUAUCAUCCACAGUGCUUGGCCAGUAAACUUCAACCUCUCUCUUGAAACACAUAAGCCACAACUUGACGGGAUUAUCAAUCUUCUAUCUUUCGUCUCCACAAUUCCACAUCAUGUCUCUCUUCUGUUCUUAUCAUCCAUCAGUUCUAUAUUAGGUCUCGAAUCAACAUCCAUACCCGAGAUGAUUAUCGACGAUACAUCGGCACCCCUCCCAAUGGGCUACGCAAAGAGUAAAUUCAUCUCCGAAUGUAUUCUCGACCACGCUGCUAGGGAAUUAUCUAUCGACAUCAAGGUUGCUCGUUCCUGGCUUCGGAAAUUGAAAGAUACGACGAGAAAAAUUGUAUCUGGUACUACGCAGUUGGAAGAGAUAUUGGAAAAGUAUCUAGCGAUUAAACUGCUUGAAUUUUCUGAGACGUUGCCGGAGACGAAAUGGUCGGAUAAAGAUGUGGAGAAGGCGAUAGAAUAG